AUGCUACAACACAUUGAUUCCCUUAAACCUCAAUUAAUAAAUCAUUCCAUGGACGGUGAUGAAGAAUCUACAUGGUUUACUGAACGUAUGAAAAAGGAAGAAAAAGGGAUCGAUUUAUGGAAACCUAUGACUGAAGACAAAAAGACAGAGAGUUUAGAGUUAAUAGACAGGAUUGAAACACCUCCACCUACUCCAUCUACAUCGAACCAAAACUUACUAGAAACCUCUGCUCACGACUCAAUUCACAAAGAUGACAGUUUAUCUGAAUUUUUGAAUAAACUUGAAGACAUUGCCUCGGAACCAUCGGAGGACGAACAACUCUGGACUAUUAUCUACCGCGGGCCACCACCGAAGUUUGUUAAAGGAACUCAUGUUAUUGUUAUAUUAAUAAAUAAGACCGACCAUUACCAUUUUGUUUUUCAAUCUUCUACAAAGAACAGAUUCCGAACAAUACGUAACAUAUUAAACGCCGGGGGUGUCAAAUCAGAUGUAGGUGCAACAUUACAACCAGUCCGCAAUUGGUUUGCCUUUAUGAAAUAUCUGCAAUUUAAGACAAAUUAUACCGCAGAAUUAAUUGGUACUAAUUUAAAAUCUUAUUUCGAUCAACUACUUCUAGUUACACCAGAAGAAAAAGACUGUUCUGUACUAAUGCGAAACAUCCGACAAGAGAGUAUACUAUCGCAUGACAUUAGAGUUCAAAGGGCGGAACAUAUAAUGGACUUGGUUAAAUUGCAUAACGCUACACAACUACGGGAAUUAAAAAUGAAACUGAGUGCUGAUUAUAGGUUGAACCUUUACUACGAAUACGGGAAACAAUGGGAAAAGACCGCUCAAUUAUGCAUAGACGUUUUUAACGAAGACAACGCCAAACAACAAAUGAGUACGCCAUGGGACCAAUGGAUGUCCGAAAACCAUCAUGUAGACACAUGUACACAUCUAUCCACUUUUGAAGACAGUAACUCGUGGUUUAGAGACUUUUUCAUAUCCAAUAACAUUAGUCCAUAUCGAUUUUUCACGGACGUUCAGGCUAUUAUGAACAGACAAAAAUUUGGUAUCAACACCUUAUGCAUAGAAGGUCCAACUACUACUGGUAAAACCUUAAUUCUCAAACUCAUCACUCAAAACUAUACAUUUGGUACAGUUCGUAUGAGCGGAAACCAUUCAAAGUUCUUUUUACAAAACCUCAACAACAAAUCCGUCGCUUUAAUGGAACAACCUAGAAUAACACCAGUGAACGUUAAUGACUUCAAACAAUUACUUGGUGGUUCGUCUCUCGACAUUCACAUUAAACACCAAUCAGACGUUACACUUCAACGCAUUCCAGUCCUCAUAUCCACCAAUAGUAAUCUCGGGUUGUAUAUAAAUUCAGAAGACAAGAAAGCCAUAUAUAAGAGAUGUAUCACAUAUCACUUUACACAGUCCAUAGGAUCAUCUCUACCAGAACCACCUUUUCGAUUCUGUGCCUGUCACUUAUAUGGCUUCUUCAGGGAAGCGUUUGCAGAUGAAGGUGGACAGUAA
This is a messenger RNA of Schistosoma mattheei, 1518 nucleotides long. Lineage: Eukaryota; Metazoa; Platyhelminthes; Trematoda; Strigeidida; Schistosomatidae. The record is from the annotation of a GenBank genome assembly.